UGCUAGUAAUCGUAGGAUACUUUUUCCCUUCUGUGAUUCGGAAGGAAAGCUAAUUAUUUUACUCCAUAGAAAAUAUCGCUUUAAUAUUAAAUUAGCAUUGAAAGCAAAUCGUUGGUAGGUAUAUUAACUUGUAAGUGUUGUAACCUAACCUUUCUUUUUCAGACAGUGCUUUCUUUCAAAGGAUUUAAAGUUUAACGCUAAACAUUUAAAAGUGAUGGUACAUGAAAGUGAACGUAUGUAGAAAUAUCUCUUUUUUUUAACAGUUUGCACUACAUUAUAAAAUAGUGUUUAAUAUUAACAAGAUAGUGACAUAAAAUAAAAGAGUGUAGUCCCAUUGUGAUGUCAGUGAAUAGCAGCGUCAUUGGUGCAAAAAUGCAAUGGGCUGGUGGGGGGGAGGGCGGCGUUCUGAUUGGCUGUCACAGUGAUUCAUUGCAUUCAAUAGUAAACUCCCAUUGAGUACGAACGCCUGAACUCCAAAAUGUCGGCAGAUCACGAAACUAAUAGCAAAAUAACAAUAGCAGGGUCCGCCGUGGCCAUGAUUGGAGCGAACCUCCGCUUCGGCUCGGCGGGGGCUACUAAUUCCUCGAUAGUGAACAACACGAGGCAUUGUCCGCCAGGCGGCGCUGCUAGCGCUGCGGCCCUACUGGCGCUGUCAGGCCUCGGGAUAUCAGCUAACAUGGCUCUGAUGGCUGUUAUCCUCAGCAAGAAACAAUUACGAAGAUGGUCUCAUGGGCUGCUGUUUCACCAGGCGGUAGUGGAUCUUGCUCGGGCUGCGAUCCUACUACCGCUUGGUAUCGCUGUGUUCCGCUGCCAACCAGUCUACAAAUGUUCACUGGUAGAAACCGCAUUUUUACUACUGGUGACGGUGUCAACAGUGAACAUGCUUACGACAGUUCUCAACGACAGUCCAAUUUUCCCCGAAAACGAAGAAGAGCAAGCUGAUUUAUCAGCGCCAUUACUGAUGGACAGCCCGCAGUGCGUCCUUUUCGGAACAUUCAUGAUUUGGUUCGCAUCGAUAACAAUAAAUCUUGGUCCCACGUUCUUAUCGGGGGCUUUAGCUGCCAGUGCUGGCUCGUACGGGUCUUACGGACCAGCUCCGUCGUGUCCUUUAGUCCGAGGACCCUUCAGGCAUUAUGUACUUAACGCUCUUUGGAUAGGCGUUAACGCUGUCUGCGUUGGAUUGACACUUUUCCACUUGAAAAAGCUCCACCGGGACCUUACCAAGGCUAACGUAGAAGCAGUUCGAGUAGCUGGUUUAGUGACCACGCUUGUCAGCAUGGCAGGUGACAACAGGCGAAUGGAUUCCCUGCCGAACAGCGUCGGACCCAGGACUGUUGAUGGCACCAUGUCGGAUGGUCACUGCCGGCCAUCAGGCAGUGCUAACCUGCCUCUCGGUGGGGGCAGACGUCUCCGCGGGUACCUAGCGCGGGUGGAGCGUGAGGGCGUGCGACGUGUGCGAAUGUUCGUCGUCAUCACCGCAGCAUACAUACUAUUCUGGGGCCCACUGUUCAUCAUCACGCUGCUGCAUCACCCGGCACUUACCUCACAUAUUGCUUAUGAAAUGUACUUCCAAAUUACUCUACAUAUCUCGUACGUGCACGCGGCGGUCAACCCUCUGCUGUUCAUGGCUCUGCACCGAGCUCUGCGGAGAGCCGCCUUGCAACUGUGCUGUGGGUGUUGUGUACACUGGAGUCAGUUCGUACUGGCUCUCACCGCUGCUGCGCAAUCGCCACUAGCCCCAGCAUCGUUCUCGCCCGCGGCCGUGUCACCGGAGCCGCCGCCCGCGCCGCCCCCGCCGAUGGCUCCUCCCGCCCCCCCAGCGCCCGCACACGCCGCGCCUCCUGCGCCUCACACGAUGAUGGGAGACGAGGAUAUGAUGGGGGAGGCGUGGAGCGGCAGCGUGCGGCGGCCGCCGCGCUCACCGAGUCCGCUGCUGCCCGCUAUCUGAGCCCGCUCGCCUGAGUCGCACGCGCCGUACGUGCCGUACGUGCCGCACACGCCGCACGCGACGCACGCGUCGGACGCGCAGCGCUCACCGCACCCGCCGCCGGCCCGCGCCCUCAUGCCCGACAUAUCCUACAUAUGGCCGUAGUAGGCGUCCAUUACGUAAUGCUGUAAAUAUACCUAAAUACAUUAAAUUCAUCACAUUGUACAUAAAAAGUUCUAUCUGUGUCAGUAGUCGUGAAGUUCUAACAUUAUUGAUGUAUAGAAAGGGUACUAAUACAUAUUACGACAGGAUAUUCUAUAAGAUACUUUUAAAUAUACUUGUUAGAUUGUGGUACGUUGUGAAAAUACUAAAUAAAUUAACUGGAACACUUAAUGUUAGGUUUUGAAUGUACAUUGUGGUAAUUUCAAUUUCACUCUAUAGUGUAAGUCUAUCUAGAAAGCUCAAUUCUAAAUAAAUGAGAUAGUAGAAAGUAUACUUCUGAAGGCGCACCUGCAUACUUAUACUCUGUAGUGUCCCUAUCACGAUGUGCGUAAAAACAAAAUAAUAUAUUUUUGUGGAGAUAAUUAGAAAAAAUAAAUUCCUGUUGAUGGAACACCAAGUAGAUAGGUAUAAAUAUUAAAAAUAAAUUAUUAUGUGUAAGAGAAGUAAAUUAAUGUGUCACUGGGUCCUUUUAGAUGGCGUAUUGUAUCGAUUCUGUAGCUUAACUAACUUGCCACUGCAUUAAAAACUGUUUGAAGACUGAACAUUUAGUUGACUUAUUUUGAUAUGUUACUUAAAAACUCUAUUGUUUAUUAUCUGUAUAAAAAUUAGACAUUAUAUUGUAUGCAUCAAAUAUGUACGAAAAGAUAAAUUCAUUUCUAACAACCUAUAUUCAUUGAUUUGUUUCUUCGCCUUCCAAAACGUUUUGCGUUUUAAAAGUUAUGCUAAGACUUCUUGUAUAGAGACCUACUUAUGAAAUUCAUGUGAAAUAAAUUUUAAGUUAAAUAUUAAACUCUACUUGUAGCGGGACUCUGAUGUUAUUUAUGUGUGUCUUAUGAUGUAAUUAGAUAAAAACCUUUUUGUACUAUUGUUUUAAGAAGAGUAGACAUUUAAUUUCAUGUAGAAUCUUGUCGAUGUUACUGUCAACACUUUCAAUCGCACUAGUCGAUC
Messenger RNA from Trichoplusia ni (cabbage looper), 3097 nucleotides. RefSeq lists its product as uncharacterized. The record is from RefSeq and is a predicted model, not a curated record. Bases 479 to 1948 code for a protein of 489 amino acids. The transcript is spliced from 11 exons. Gene Ontology annotation, molecular function: G protein-coupled receptor activity; peptide binding. Gene Ontology annotation, cellular component: membrane. Lineage: Eukaryota; Metazoa; Arthropoda; Insecta; Lepidoptera; Noctuidae. Gene Ontology annotation, biological process: G protein-coupled receptor signaling pathway.